Ipomoea triloba (trilobed morning glory) is the source of this 945-nucleotide messenger RNA. RefSeq names its product 2S sulfur-rich seed storage protein 2. The record is from RefSeq and is a predicted model, not a curated record. The transcript has a single exon. Lineage: Eukaryota; Viridiplantae; Streptophyta; Magnoliopsida; Solanales; Convolvulaceae. The coding region runs from base 197 to 742 and encodes 181 amino acids. Gene Ontology annotation, molecular function: nutrient reservoir activity.
CACGAAACACCGACACCUGGUGGCGCAAGGUGGCCACCGCUCUCCACGUUAUACCCAUGCAUGCACUUCACUGUCUCAUACUCUCAUCAUCUCCACUAUAAAACCCACUCCCAUUCCCUCUCAUUCCUCACCAACUUAAUCAGCAAUAACCAUCCCCACUCCAAUAAUACCACUCUUCCACUUAGCCCUACCAGAAAUGGCAAAGCUUGCUAUGGCGGCGGUGUUGGUUGCCCUCUUGGCCAUGUCGGCGGCCACGGCCUUCCGCACCACCAUCACCACCAUCGUGGAUGAGCAAACCCCGAGCCGCGGGCAGCAGCACGGCGGCGGCCAGCAGCCGCAAUGCCAGGAGCAGAUCCAGCAGCAGAGCGAAGAGCUCCGCCACUGCGUCAUGUACCUGUCCCCAGAGAACAGCCACUUCAUAAAGAUGAAAUCCUCCAGCUGGAGAAUGCCGCAGCAGCAACAGCAACAGCACCUGAACCAAUGCUGCAACGCAUUAGAGAACUUCGACCGCCAGUGCCGAUGCGAAGCCGUGAAGCAAGCAUUGAGAUGGCUGCAACAGGAACAACAGGAGCAGGAACAAGGACAGGGACAAGGACAAGAACAGGAACAGGGACAAGAACAAGAACAGGAACAGGAACAAUGGCAGCAGCUGGAACAACAGAUUCUGAAGAAGGCUAAAUAUCUUCCUCAAGUCUGCAACCUUGAGCCCCAAAAGUGCCAAAUCAGAACUUUCUAUUUCUAAAUGCCGGGAGGAGCGGCAAGGAUCAAUUGCGUGCUUUAACCUACCACGCAGUGAUCAUAAUAAUGAUGAUGAUAACAAUAAACAUAAGUUCACUCCCUCUAGCUCUAACCUAGAGUUUUCCCGAGUGAAUUUUGAUGUAAUAAAAACUAGUAAUUAUCAAUAAAAGCACGCGAUUCGGAGAUCAAUGCAUGCAUGUUUGGGUA